AGAAAACCUACCUUCGACCAUGCGCGCACGCCGAUAAGGCAUGAAUUGAUUUUUGCUGAAAUUUACACAACCAACUAAUAUAUUAAAACCGGUCGUCCGUGAGUGAAAUGUGGGACUGAAUGGUCCUCAAUGCGCACGCAAACUCAUCUGUAAUUAUGCUUUUCACACACACGUAGCUAAACAUGAAGACCAAUACACGGUGGAAUCGGCAACAGAUAUGUGUCUCGCUUUUUGCCGUACAUUUUAUCGGAGAAAUUCACUUGGAAAAUGGUUCUCGAUCAUUUUCAAGUUCAGUUACGUAAGUACGCGUGUGGAGAAUUAGUGCGGAAUAGCGGAUGUUUGGUGGUGCUCGACGGCGAAGUGGCACACAGUUAUAAGCUCUCACCCGCUCCACUGCCCGUCAGUUGCCGCUAGAACACCCUUGUACACGUUGAUUUAGUUUUUUUUUUGUGAAGUGUGUGUAAAUCGUAACAUAACACAAUCAUGUGCAGCUCAUUCCGGAUAGCCGUCGUGUCAGUUAUCUGUGUGGUCAUCGCCUCCGGUCAUGUACACGGACCUAGAAGAUCUCGUGUUACGAACACAGAGGAUUAUGCACAGAAUGAAGUAGACAGCGGAAGAUCCGAUGAGGGCUCUUGGUGGCCUACGGCCGAAUUUAGCGUUUUACAAAAAGUUUAUGACGAUUGCAGUGAGAAGAAACAGUUUACGAUGUGCCUUAAAGGCAAGGCUUUAACAGCAUUGACAAGAGCAGUCGAAAUGGAGAGCGUGCAGCUCGCGGAUGGGUUAACGUUGGUGAAACAAGCUGAUGUGCCCUCUGCGAUAUCAGAGCCUCGUUUCUUUUCUGGUAUGUCAACAGAAGAAAAGCUCGAUACUAUGCUGCGUACUAAAUUCGAGCAGUUAAUGAAUAGUCACACUAUUUCAAUGGAUUUGACCUCUGAAGGUAGAGGCAGAGGUAAGAAGGUGAUGCCCUAUUUGUUGCUUGGAAUCUUCACCACUCUGAGCAUAGUAGGGGGUAUGGCUCUGAAGACUUUGGCUGCAAUUGCUGGCAAGGCCCUUAUCGCCAGCAAGGUGGCUUUGACGAUUGCUGGAAUAAUCGCUCUCAAAAAGCUAUUUAGUCAUGACGGUAGCCAAGGCGAAACAACGUUCCAAGUACACGCAGAUGGACACCAUAGUCUUUAAUUCGAAGGCGAAAUCUGUAUGUGGUGAGGCAAGCGAAGCCCGGCGCAAUGGAUCCUUACCGAUUUUAUUCGGAGCAGACGACCGCGAGCGCGUAACCUUGGCGCUUCGAGUCGCCUAGACACGGCGCGGGCUCCUCCUGCAAUCAUCAGAAUCUGGUGAUGACAUUGGAUGACUCCGCCGCGCCGGCAUCCUACACACAAAAUAACCUCAAACCAAAGUACCGUUCAUAUUGUGGACAUCCUUCUUAGACGAAUCGGUCGUCCGUUCUCAAUUUUAAAUCUAUGUCAGUAAAUUAUUUAAUGUAAUUUAUUUAAUUAUGACUACGGUUGUAUGUAAUAUAUAAUUUAUUAAGUGAUGUAAGAUGUAAUA
Molecule: messenger RNA, 1545 nt
Organism: Galleria mellonella (greater wax moth)
Lineage: Eukaryota; Metazoa; Arthropoda; Insecta; Lepidoptera; Pyralidae
Gene: Osi21
Exons: 4
Coding region: 484-1176 (230 amino acids)
Source: RefSeq, a predicted model, not a curated record